AAUAUACUUACCGAUCUUAAGAUCGAUAAGUAAUAAUAAUCUCAUUGUAUGUACUUCUAACUGUUCUUUGCUGAAUUUAAUUUAGAAUGUAUUCCAUUUUUAGAAAUAUAAAUUUACAUUGUAUUUGGAGUGAAAGAUUAUUCAGUUUAGGCCAUCUAUUUUUUAAGACUUCUAUCUGUUUUCAAAAUGAAGCCCAGUCAAACAAAUUACUCCAACUAAUUACUAAUUGUAUAUUUUUAUUCAAGUAUGUCAAAUUUCUCGCCCUUCCGCCCCUACACCCCCCAAAAAAAAAAUUAAGAUGUUCCAUUAUCACCAACUAUGCUUUAAUUAAAAUCAUUUUCAACGGUGCAUUACAUUUUCUUUAGUUGACUGUAUGUCUAUCUAACCCUUUUUGUAUAUUUUUUUUGUUCUUCCAUUAUGCCCUUUCAACGUUACAUAUCUUUGACAGAAAAUCAGAAUGUUAAAAUUUCGAAAAAAUAAUUCAGUUACAAUUGCUAGAAAUAUGUUAAAAAGAAAUCACUCAAAAAAAGCUAUUGUUUGUUUCAUUUAUUUUUUCAUUUUGUGAUCGCCGUUUUGUUGUUAUAUUAAUUCUCAUUGUGAACCACCCGAUUAAGUUUCUAAGCUAGCACUAUAGCAUGCUAUCUACUACUGCAUUUUUCAGGUCUGGUGUAGUAACCACGUAUAGGCUUCUUCUAGGCUCAACAAUAUUUGCAUACGCCAUUUGUAACCUCUACCUGACUAUGUCAUCUAAAAAUGAUGUUACUAAGAUGUCACAAUGACGUAAAAGGGCCCUCCCAAAGUAUACCGAUGAUCGUCCAAAGCGUGCAAAUGAUCACCCGAAAUUGAGCAAGCUAUUUCUCUAGUUUUCACUCAACAUUACCGGGCUUUUGCCAAUUAAUUAAUGCUGUAGUAACAACUCUUAGUCUAAUUUUGAGCCUUCUUUAAUAUAUAGACCUGUUAUUUUAGAAGAGUAUGCCUUUGCCUCAAGAUAUUUUGAAAGUGCAUAACAGUGCAGUUUGAAUAUCCCUAUUGAAGUCUGAUUGUCGCGUUUAGUAAGGUUUAAUUACUGCAAACACUACAAAAAUAAAAUAUUUAUUUUCUGGCUUCCAUUUCUAAUUUUUGUAAUACUCGAAAUCUGAACUCAAAACAUAGGGUUACCAAUAUCGCAGCCAGCCACAAAGUAAAUGUCUAGAAAAUCACUGAAGCAGAACUGGUAGCAUUAAUACCUUCUAUUCGAUAUGUAAUUAUUCCGCCAAUUGGCUUUCAACUCAACUUUGCUUUAUAAUUUAGUAUGGGUUGGUUUCAAAUACAAAAUGAAUUGUUAGAGAAAUAUCAAAGUGAAACUGGCAGCAUCCUCACCCUCUGUUUGAUAUGUGAUUAUUCCGCCAAUUUGCUUUCAACCAGAUUUCACCGAAGCAGAACUGGCAGCAUUUACACCUUCUGUUUGAUAUGUAAAUAUUCUGCCAAUUUGCUUUCAACUCAACCUUGCUUUGUAUAUAUGAAGUUAGGCUAUUAUAUUUUCUAUGUUAUAAUUUCCUCAUAUCUGGUAUUGAUUUAUUAUGUUGAAUUAUCAAAUUCACAAUUUUUUCCACUUUUGCAGAACAUAACAGAUUUUUGGGUCAGGGGUUGUAAAAAUCAUUCGUUUCAAGCUGAGGCUGUCUGAAAUUUUUGAAUUUAAGAAUAAUUCAGAAUAUUUUAAUUAUAAAACUAUCAUUUUGAGCAAUUGAAGUUUAGCUAUCUGACACAAAAGCUUACCUACACUGAAAACUGAAAAAAAAAGGAAACUGAUAAAAUCAUUGUUUACUUUUUCUGCAUUUUAAAAUUCAACUCGUAAAAUAUAAUCGAUUUCUGUGUGCCAUUAUUGAGCAUAAGAUACCACAUAUUCCAUAUUAAAAAAAAAUAUUAUUUUAGAAUUCUGUUAGAAUCGAGGAACAUUUAGUUUUGGCCCUCUGCAUUUAAUUUAUCUGUUUUAUUCUGCAAAUGCUGUUUGAUUCUGCUUAUAUUUUUUGCUCAAAUUAUUGAUUGUUGGUCAUUGCUGAAAAGAGCAAAAGAGACAUAGCCCAUGCGACAGAAGGUGAACUGACCAUACAAACAGCGACUAUAUUAUACGUAUACAGGGUGUCUAAAAAAUUUCGCCCGAUUCUAUAGUAAUAAAAAUCAUAAGUUUAAAUAAAUUGAUUGUAUGAUAAAUGAGAAAUACCAGUACAGGCACAAUAAUAACUAUUAUUAGACAAAUACAAAGAAAUUUUAAAUUGUUUUCACUAUAAAAUCGGGCUAUAUUUUUUGGAGACCAUGUAUUUAAAGUGUGACUUUUACAGAUUAGUAUCCCCUUGGCCUGGUACUAGGUUUGUAAAUCCGGAUUAACGCCAAGAAUUUUUCAAUGAGUGGUGGGGGAAUGGGUUCUGAAUCUACACUCCUGUCUUAUAUACACCCUAAUAGUCAAGCAAGACUUUCAAGCCUAUUUAUAAACCUAGUUGUCAAAGCAUCAUUUGCCGAGCACCAUUUAACUGUUUUCGCUCAUGCUAUGUCUCAUUUUGCUCUUUCUUGUGAUUAACAACUCUAUUAUUAUUAUUACUGUAUUAAUAAUGAUAUUAUUAUAUUGUAGUUAUUCGUCAAAUAAUGUAACUUAAACACCAUCUAGUGUACAAAGUUGUGACGGAUUUAUUUUCAAAUUCCCGGUCGGAUUUAUCAUUACGAAAAUGGACUGGGAAAGGCCAAACGUUAUUCAUCCUGUCGGAAAACCUGUGGAAACAAAGUCAGAGGUUUCUGUUCCUUCUACUGAAGGUAUGCCUCCAUUAUCUGACAUCACAAAACAUAAAGGAAAGAGGAGAAAUAGAACCGGUUCAUUGAACGCCUUUUACACAUCACCAGAAUGCCGAGACACCCCUGCUCAUAGAGAUAACUCGACUCUCAGGAUGCCUCCACUGACAAGAAUCAGAAGAACACCAAUCGCUGGAGGGAGUUGGGAUGACAACAGCGUUGGUCAUGGCUCAGUAGCUGCAAGAAUGAGGAGGGAACGGAAUCGUGCUAUAUUAAGAACUCAGUCAACCACGACAAACCCUCUCUAUCAUUCUGUCGAUACGCAUGCGAAUGUAACGAGCACUCUAAACCUCAUCAACACAACAUCGCUUUCACCUUUGCCCUGUGAACGUUUCCAUGACAACAGUGAAUGGUUGAGAUAUUUAUGGGACAGUACGCCAUACCACUCGGCAGCGACAAAAAGCAGCGCAGGGAGCAUGUGUAAUAUUCCUGUAUCAGGAUAUCAAUCCAGUUCUUCACAACAACCGUGGGACACUCUCUCAAUACCAGAGUUGCAUUCAACGAAGUCAUGUGACCGAACGUGUCAUCGAACGCAUCAUAGACAUUCAUAUUCAUCAGGAUAUGCCAACACAUCCUAUCUACACUCAAGUCCAACAUCCGGAUGCGCAUCCAUCGCAAGCUCAGAUCUUGACUCCGCAGAUUUUAUGUACUUUAAUAUAAACGAUGACUCAUCAUAUUUUGACGGCGACUCGUUAUUUGCUGAAUCGUUGGGAAUGCUUGGUGACAAUGACCCAGCGUUUUCUACAAAUAUUCUAAGUUUAUUAGAAGAAGGAAGCAUUAGCUGCAGAACUCCAUUCCCAGCAAGUGAUUGGCCAGACUCUAUCAGUGAACUUGAUUUUGACUGCAGCGAGGGAAAAUCUGAUGAUGUAACAAACUGUGAUGCUCUGUCGGAUAUCGGGCCGAGCUGUUCUAGUCCUCCCCAACGUAGAAGAAUGGCCAAGCGACAAAGCGUGUCACAAAGCAAGACCAGUGAAGUAGAACAAAAUGAUGAUUAUGACACAGAUGAACAGUCAAGCAUUACUGAAGCUCAACCACCUAUGACAGAUGUACUAAAUGCAGAGGUAGAAAUGAACGGGAAAGCAGACUCACCUGAACCAGAAGUACAAGAGGCCGCCACACCGACUGACAAUACAGCGCCAAGUUCAAUAAGUGACAUCGGAUUCCUUCAUUCUAUCACUGAAUUGAACUGGAAGAAUUUCAGCAUGGAAGAAAAGGAAGAAUGCCUGAAUAAGCUGAAUUCUGUCAUUUCUGAUGUGCUAACAUCUGAGGAACAAUUGGACAUGAUGCAAAUCCUCGCUCCAAAUGCUGUGAAUGGGUCACUCUCUAGUGGUCACAUAUCUUCUAUUGAUGUUGAUUACGCUCGUUUAAAUAAAGUUAUAAAAUAUCUUGACGCACGCCUGAAUAACGACAAAACGGAAUCCUGGGAUCUCAUAAACUCACCGGAGCAGAACAACGGAACAAUAAAACUAAUCAAGCAGAAAAAAGUUGUGAAAUAUAACGACAAUGUGCCAUCUUGUAGUUACACUACAAAACAUUCAUUUCAAAUGGAAAUAGCUGAAUCAGCAAAAAAUUUUGAUGACUCGUUAAUGAAAUGUAAACCAAGAUUUUACGAGAGUACAGAUGAUACGACAAAAUUUAAGAAAUCUUCGUAUUUUGCUUCGGGAAAAAGCUUCGACGACUCGAUACGAUUUAAACAUCGUUACCCCGGGAAAUAUUUAGUCGACGAAGCGUCCGCUAUGAAACAACGAAUACGACCAGGGUCGAGACAAGAGACGUCGUCAGUAAAAAGCACCGACACGCAACAUUCGGAUAAUUGUUCUGACCCGCUAUGUUCCGGUUGUUCAACGAAUCUACGAAGGAGUAACAGCGAUGGGAAUUUACCUAAAUCUAUUGGAGCUGAAGCACAGAAGGAACACAGGAGGCAACAACGGCAAGCACGUCGAUGGGCAAAGUGGUUGAAAACUCGUCAACGGAAAGAAAAUCGUCAGCUUUUAAAAGAACAUCGUAGCGGACUUUUUGUCAACGAAAGAAAGGUCAAACUGAAAGUCGAAUGUAGGGAGGAGGUCGAUAUCGAAGUCAGUUGAUUUGAUUGGUCGGAUUAUGUUUUCCCUAUGAUGUCAUAAUGAUACUUUCUGACAUUUUCAUUGUGAACUCAUCAUACAAGAAGUUGGUAUUAUUUGUGAGGUCACAAUCAAGUUUAUUGUUGACUUCAUAAUCAAAAACUUUUCUUUCUGUAUUGUUGCAUCAUAAUUAACUGUGAAAUUGCUAGUUGUUGUUCGUCUACCUGUUUUUUCUUCUUUUAUUAUAUAAAUUUUCCUGAUAUAUUUUCUUUUUUUCAAUUAUGAAAAACUACCCCAUUUAUUGCAAAGAAGCCAAAGUCAAUAUUAUUUUGGGGUCGGUUCAAGCAAUGAAUCAAAAAUUGAAAACUGUGAUGUCAGUUACGGUCCGCAGGAAUGAUUACUCAUCCUUCUCCUAUGCUUUCGUGUCAAUAAAUCAUAGAGAGAAAUUGUGAAAACACUGAGUCAUGAUGUUGCAUGGUCAUGAAUCUUCUUGCUCCCUAAUGCAGCUAAAAUUUACCUCUGGUUAAGACAAGCCUAAUCUGCUAAACGAGGAGGACUUUUUGAACAUAAGCUGUCGGAUUAGUAUUUAAUGCUUAUUAGGAAAAUAUUGUAGUGUUGACAAGGGCCACACUGAAUGACUCGCUGGGCUGUGGCCCGUGGGCCGCCUUCUGCACAUCCCUUCGUAUCUAAUCAUGGUUUAAAGCAAUAUUUACCGAAGUAUUUCCAUAGAAAGUUGCAAGAGUUUAAAAACCAAAAAUAUAAUUUUGCUCAUUUUCUCAAAGCAGUUUUUCCGAACCCAAGACUUCUGGGGUAAAUCCCUUAAAAACAGGGGUGUGCAACCUAUGACCAGCGGGCUGAAUGCGGCCCACAAGGAAAAAUUGUGCAGCUGGUGGAGAAGUGCCAAUUUUGAAUUGUGUGCAGCUCGCGAAAUGGGUUUUUAAUUUAGUUUAAUCUGAUACGUGCGAUUACAAAUCCUAUACCUGAUUCCAAUUUAUUAUCUAUGAUGUAACAAUGUCCUGAACAAUGAACGACGCAUGUCACAAGACCAAUAACUAAAAUUUUUGUGCGUGCAACUACUAGAAAGUCAAUGUUGGAUAAAGAUGCGCCCGCGCUCAGUUAUUUGUAUCAUGCCCUCCUGUGAUAAAGGUUGCACACCCCUGCGUUAAAAUAUGAAUAUCCUACAUAAGCAUGGAGUAAAAAAUUUCCUCGUUUUGUUUUUCAAAUAAUUCAAUUCAAAACACUUUGUUUGUCACUGUAUUGUUUAUAUUUUUUCUUGUGUUUAUUUAUCCUAUUUAACUUAAUAAUAACGGCAAAAUUACUUUGAAAUAGCCAGAGACUAAGCUGCCACUAGAGGCAGCAGUAGACUGGUUCCACGGUCAUAUCGAAACAGGGUUGUUAUUUCAAGAAUCAAGAUUUGUCUGAAUCAGCAUUUCUGACUUUAAUCGAGAUAAAAGGAGUCAAAUUUUUUUUUCAAAGUUCUAACAUUCUAAGUUGGUUCAUUCGCAAUAAUCAUGCUUUAUACUACAGAUUGACUUUAACAUAUUCUAGUGAGAAAAUAACUUUUUUGAAAAGAUUACGGAAACUUUUGGGUACAAUCAUACACAAAGAAAAGUUCAAGUGUUGAAUAAUUUUCCCCAUUGACGUAGAAAUGAUUUAUGAAUUCUGUUUUUAGUGUUACACUGUUACAAACAUACAUUUUAAACCAAA
Messenger RNA from Styela clava, 6587 nucleotides. RefSeq lists its product as uncharacterized. The record is from RefSeq and is a predicted model, not a curated record. Lineage: Eukaryota; Metazoa; Chordata; Ascidiacea; Stolidobranchia; Styelidae.